This is a messenger RNA of Electrophorus electricus (electric eel), 1075 nucleotides long. RefSeq names its product TATA box binding protein like 2 (gene tbpl2). Gene Ontology annotation, biological process: DNA-templated transcription initiation. Gene Ontology annotation, molecular function: DNA binding. The record is from RefSeq and is a predicted model, not a curated record. NCBI's taxonomy places the organism in Eukaryota, Metazoa, Chordata, Actinopteri, Gymnotiformes, Gymnotidae.
CUUCUUCUGUAUAUUUACAUUUCCUUUGAUGGAUCCACUGCAACAUGGAUGAAGAGGCAUCACUUGAGAAUUACUUUGACCAGUCAAUUGCUGGUUCAUCUGACUACAUUUUUGAAGCAGACUUGGGCUUGCAGGGCCCCCCACAGCUGCAGGAUCCCUCUUUUUUGUCAUCGUCUGUCUCUGGCCAGCAGAAAGACCUCCCUGAAGACCUGGACCUGAGCUUCCUGCCCGAUGAACUCAGUGCCCAGGAUGAGACACCAGAGAAGGCGAGUGCCAGUUUCAAUGAGGACAGCGGAGUUUACCCAGACUGUACACCUCCAGAGGCUGCGGUUCCAGGUGCUGACCCCAGCAGGGCACAGACAGCAACCUCCCCCUUCUGCUCCCUACCAAUGACCCCCAUGACCCCCAUGACCCCUGUCGCUCCCGUUUCUGAAAGUUCUGGAAUUAUCCCACAGCUACAAAAUAUUGUGUCCACGGUAAACCUGGCUUGUCCUCUGGACCUGAAGGCCAUUGCUCUUCAGGCUCGAAAUGCUGAGUACAACCCAAAGCGAUUUGCUGCUGUCAUAAUGAGGAUCCGUGAACCGAGGACCACUGCACUCAUAUUCAGCUCUGGAAAGAUGGUCUGCACUGGGGCAAAGAGUGAAGAGCAGUCCCGUCUUGCUGCGAGAAAGUAUGCACGUGUGGUGCAGAAGCUUGGCUUUCCAGCAAAGUUUCUUGACUUCAAGAUCCAGAACAUGGUUGGCAGCUGUGAUGUGUGCUUCCCCAUCCGUCUGGAGGGGCUGGUUUUGACUCACCAACAGUUCAGCAGCUAUGAGCCAGAGCUGUUUCCUGGUUUGAUCUACCGCAUGGUGAAGCCACGUAUUGUCUUACUGAUUUUUGUGUCUGGGAAAGUUGUUCUUACAGGUGCUAAAGAUCGGUCGGAAAUCUAUGAAGCUUUUGAGAAUAUAUACCCGAUUCUGAAGGGAUUCCGGAAACAAUGAAAAGGAAAAAGAGUGCUUUUUUUGCUUUUUUGAAGAGCGAUAUAGGCCAUCAAAUGUCAACUAUAAUCAUUAUAUAUGUACAUAUAUAUGUGUGU